AUGUCGAAUCAACGAGCAAAAGCUCGCACAGCCAUAGAGGAGCCAGACAGCACAGAGCAAGGCAUUCAAGACUUGCAAGAGGCUUACUCGCAAUCCAACGAGGCGAUGGCGUCGCAGGAAAUGAAGGAUGUGUCCGAGCAUGUGAAUGAAAUCCUUGCAAACAACAAUGCUGAGGGCACGAAGGCCGGAGACAUCGGUCAGACGAUCUUAGAUCAGGUCAAGGACAAGACAGGGGUCGACCUGCAGUCUGACGAUCUACGCAACAAGGCCGGAGACAUCGGUCAGACGAUCGUAGAUCAGGUCAAGGACAAGACAGGGGUCGACCUGCAGUCUGACGAUCUACACAACAAGGCCGGAGACAUCGGUCAGACGAUCGUAGAUCAGGUCAAGGACAAGACAGGGGUCGACCUGCAGUCUGACGAUCUACGCAACAAGGCCGGAGACGUCGGUAAGACGAUCGUAGAUCAGGUCAAGGACAAGACAGGGGUCGACCUGCAGUCUGACGAUCUACGCAACAAGGCCGGAGACAUCGGUCAGACGAUCGUAGAUCAGGUCAAGGACAAGACAGGGGUCGACCUGCAGUCUGACGAUCUACGCAACAAGGCCGGAGGCAUCGGUCAGACGAUCGUAGAUCAGGUCAAGGACAAGACAGGGGUCGACCUGCAGUCUGACGAUCUACGCAACAAGGCCGGAGACGUCGGUCAGACGAUCGUAGAUCAGGUCAAGGACAAGACAGGGGUCGACCUUCAGUCUGACGAUCUACGCAACAAGGCCGGAGACGUCGGUCAGACGAUCGUAGAUCAGGUCAAGGACAAGACAGGGGUCGACCUUCAGUCGGAGGAAGCGAAGGCGGCAGUCAGCGCGAUGGGCGGGGCGGUGGUCUCCCUCGCCGUGGAGGAGCAGCUGAGAAGCUUCUGUCAGAGCUCGGAUUGCCAGGAGGUGCAGGAGGCGGUCGGGAGGGAGCUGGUGAAGGUCGCGGGGAUGCUGGGUGAAGUUCAGAUCCCCUUCAGCCUUGACAGUGUCGUCGGAGCCUUCGGGGUGCUGGGAGACGUCGCGUACGCAUGCCCGAUGUUGGCACCGGCCAAGUACAACCGAGAGCAGGCGGACUUCAUGCGGGAGCGAGUCGAUGGCAUCUCAGCGACGAUGAAGCGACUGAGCGCGAACCUGCAGCAGAAAGGAGCCAAGGACAGCGCGUCUGUGCUGGAGCCUCUGCUGGAGGUUCUCAAGGAGGCGUUCGAGUACAUCUCGCGGAUCACGAGACGAGGUUUCAUGAAGUCGCUCUUCACCUACUCCGCCGACAGAAAGACUCUGCAGCAGCUCGACAAGCAGAUCACUGACGCCACCAAAGCCUCCAUCUCGCGUCGCCAACGAGCAGGGCUUCGAUUGAUGAGCGUGUGUUUGCAGUUGGAGCUCAGCCUGCAGAUGGACGAGAAGCUUGUGCGAAUGAUGGCGAUGCUGGAGAAAGGAGUCCCAGCAGGUUGCAAGGAGCCAGCGCAGAUAGAUGCGAAAGUGCUGGUGGAGAUUGCAGAGCGAUCAGGAUGUAAGAUGGCGAGUGAGAUGAAGGAAGAGAUCGAAUCGAUGAGCGAGGCGAUGAUGAAGCACAUGGAGCAAGUCACCGCAGCGGUCAGUGCGAUCCAGGACAAGCUGCACGACAUGGACAGGAAGAGCGACGUACAUCACGAAGAAGACAUGCUUGCUCACCAGAAGACCCAGUACAUGAUCGCUGAGGGCAACGUGGAGUCCAAGAAAGCAGCAGCGCAGACGCUGCAGGCCGUCAUGUCGAUAGCGGCGAGGAGCGGAGGGGUUCAGCCCAAGUGGAGCUCGAAGCGAGAGGCUGAGCUGCUCACCAAGGAAGCGACUCACUACAUCGACUGCACGUCCGACGUCGCCAUCCUCACCCUCCACCAGGAUGGGAUCGGGAUGGACGAGCGACAGCUGCAGAGCGAGUUCAAGCGGAUGGACACAAACAGGAACGGAUACCUGAGCAUCCUGGAGCUGAAGGCGGGUCUACGACGCUGCAAGAACAUGAGCGUGGAGGAGGUAGAAGACCUGUUCUUGGCCUAUGACUUCAACCAAGACGGCAACAUCUCUCUCUCUGAGUUCAUCUCCUUGAAACGUCCCAACCUCGAGGGCCAGCAGGGCCAGCAGGGGGAGGACGGGGAGAACUUUGCGGGCACGUGCGGUCAGAUGGGAGAGCCGACCAGGAACGGCGAGCCAGGGCAGGACGGAGGAGACGGGCAGAGCGGACUGGACGGGGCGAACGGGCUGGACCUGAUGGACUUCGAGGUGAUGCUGGAGUUUGUGAGGGAGGACCUGGAGGCCCGAACGCGCACGUACCGUAUCGAGCACUCCGGACCCAAGGGGAAGGUGAUGAAGGAGGUGGAGCUGCCGUACCCCGAGGGCAUCCUGUAUGUCAACGCUAGAGGAGGGAGCGGAGGACAGGGAGGGAGGGGAGGCAGCGGAGGCGACGGAGGUAACGGAGGAGACGGAGGGCGAGGAGAGCAGAGUACGAGUGGAGGGGACGGAGGAGACGGAGGGGACGGAGGAAAUCCAGGGAGGGGAGGAUGCGGCGGGAACGGAGGAAACUCGUCGAGGGUGAAGAUCAACACCAACGAUCCUGCGCUGCUGAUGCUGGUCAAGGUGGAUGUGUCGGGAGGCGCUCCGGGGCAGGAGGGGAGGCAUGGGAACCCAGGAAGAGGAGGGAGGGGCGGGAGGGGAGGAGAGGGAAGCGUAUACUAUGAAUCGGGUUCGACAGGACAGGGAAGCUUGUCCAUCACGAUGCACUCGAGCAAGGGCAAGGACGGGAGGCCGGGCAAGAACGGGAAGCCAGUGCGGGACCGGACGGGGAAGUACACCGGGCUGUCGGGGAGAGCAGGCCAGUGCUCCUACUGCAUCUACAACGAGCUGGGGUUGAGCGAGACGAGCGGGUAUCCUUACAGGCUCUGCUUCGACAACAAGCAGAUCGCCAAGCUCCGGCCUGUCCCCUACACCUACCGCUCGCUGUGCCCUGACGACGACUUCCUGGUGUACGGGGAGGCGGUCAGGUACGGCCCCUGCUCGCCCAUCAACGUGGGCGGGCUUGCAUGCCCGCCAUGCACCCUGCAGGGGCAGCUGUUGAUAGCUGGGGAGGCAGUGGGAGAAGGGGAGACGAAGUUUCCGGCCAUCGAGGCAUCGGUGGGGACCAAGUACGGGAGCACAAGCGCGAGCUUUCACGUGGACGUGACCGUCUCGAAGCUUAUCCGAAGAAUGCUGGCGCUGCCGCCUCCGACCGAGUACCCCUGGCCAUGGCAGUGGAGCAAGCUUCCGAGGCGGGAAGGAGUCCUGCAGCUGCGGUGGGCGGUGGAGUCGCUUCCGUUCCUGAGGAUCCAGGAGGACGCGGAGAACAAUCUCAACGUGGACAAGAAGUAUCCUGUCGCCUUCGACGUACCUCUGAGGAUCCGGCAGAACGAGCUCAAGGCUGGCAUCUCCGGCCCCGUGGUGAUCGAGGCCGAGGGGAGCAACGGCUUUUCUCUCGAGCUCGAGAACAAGUUGUCGUCCUGUGCUGUAGACGCAGACACGUUCGAGCUCGUCCUACGAGUCGCUGCCAACGGCCUCAACACCGUCAUCGAGACGGACGACCUGGCGGUGACGGAGGUGGAGGAGGAGAAGGAGGGGGCCGUGAUAGUCAAGCUGUUCCGCUACAGCCUUCCUCGCAUGGAGAAGCAGAGCCGUCUCCAGCUCGCCUUCAAGCUUUGCUUCCCCGACGCUCCUUCUCCCGGCCAGUGGGUCUGCGUGCGGCCGGAGCUCUGCUGGGAGGGCAGCAUCGUCGAGCACGCGCUCCCGCACCAGAUGCGCGUCAGCCCGUCGCUGCCGCCGGAGAGAGGAAGCGUCAAGGACGUGGUGUUCUUUGCAGGGAGAGAGAUCACAGCCGAAGACUUCCUCCUCCUCGCUCGCCUCUGCGACCUCCUCGGCCGACGAGCUUACUUCGUCGACUGCGAGCACUACGGGGACGAGCUGGGCUUCGUCCCAGCUGAGAAGCUGCAGGGGGAGAUGGGGCUGGCGACGAUGGUGUGGGGGCACGAGGUUCAAGCGGGGGCGAAGAGGAAGUUUGUGGAGCUGUUCCAGCAGCACGUGGAGCAGGGAGGAGCGCUGGUGCUGGCGAGAGGAAGCGAGUACCCCGAGGUCAGAGACUACAGCGUGAAGAGCAGGAGAGUAGUGGACCUCUCCUCUCUCCUCUCCUUCAACCGCAUCCCUCCCGGCGAGUUCAUCCGGGACGGCACAAUCGUCGGGCCCAACCUCACCAUGCUCGUGCUCGCCCUGCUGCAGACGCUCAAGACACAGGACAAGCUGUCGAUGCUGCGGUCCAAGGACGCUCUGCUCGACCUCAAGGUCUCCGAGGAGAGGGUCAACGAGUACCGCAGCGUCACCCCAGCCCCAGGCUUCUGCAGCUGCUUCUUCCCUCCCAAGCCCUUCCUCCAGGUCGCCCGCGCGCAGGCGCCGCUUACGGUCAGAGACGUGCUGCUGGCGUCUGUGGUGCUGGAGUGCAGGACGGAGCUCUCCCAGGGCCUCUCCCACCUCAGCGGCCACGCGCUGCAGCUGGUGGACGCGGAGAGGGCGAGCAACCUCGAGCUCGCGAAGAGCUUGAUGUCGGCAGCUGGGCUCUUCGCCCUGAGGGACCCCCAGCUGGCGGGGGAGCUGAAGAAGCUCUAUGGGAAGCACGUGCCCCAGCUGCUGCCGACGGCUGCUCGCUUGCUGGAGAUCCAGCUGGUUAGCCGGCUGUUCACACCGAAGCACGCUCCUGCUCCAGUGAUGGGAGGGCAGGGGAUGAAGGAGGUGCUGAGCUCGGGGACAGCUGGGCGAGGGUCGAAGAACCGGAUCUUUCCCUCGCAGGAGGGGUAG
This is a messenger RNA of Guillardia theta CCMP2712, 4878 nucleotides long. RefSeq lists its product as hypothetical. Bases 1 to 4878 code for a protein of 1625 amino acids. Gene Ontology annotation, biological process: cell surface receptor signaling pathway. The transcript is spliced from 5 exons. Gene Ontology annotation, molecular function: calcium ion binding. Lineage: Eukaryota; Cryptophyceae; Pyrenomonadales; Geminigeraceae. The record is from RefSeq and is a predicted model, not a curated record.